Molecule: messenger RNA, 621 nt
Organism: Apiotrichum porosum
Lineage: Eukaryota; Fungi; Basidiomycota; Tremellomycetes; Trichosporonales; Trichosporonaceae
Exons: 3
Coding region: 1-621 (206 amino acids)
Source: RefSeq, a predicted model, not a curated record
AUGGCCUGUAUCACCCGCCUCCGCGCACCCCUGCGCACCCUCACGCUCACCGCGCGCGUAACCCCGGCGCUCGCGCGGGCCAACUCGACGCUCGCGCCUGGCUCGUCGCAGGACCCGUCCCACCCGCACCUGUAUUACCACCCGUCGCCGACGGGCGCGACGACGCCGACGCACAUGACCUUGUCGUUCCUCCCGCGCCCGCCCGCAGUGGCCAGCAGCAAGUGUGUGCUGGGCACGCUUCCGGCGCUGCCUGAUGCCGGGCUGAACGACUUUGUCGAGAACCGGGCGUUCCGGCCCCUGCUGCAUGCCGCGCUCAAGGACGGGCUGGCGACCGCCGGCGUCGCCGAGACGGUCGAGUACGAGGCCCAGAUGCGGCCCGGGGACGGAUACAUGCACGUCACUGACGAGCGCGCGGUGCCCCCCGCGGGGCGGAUCGGCGACACCGAGGACCUCAUCGCGAGUGUGUUUGUACAGGAUGGCAAGAUUGUGGCGUCCACAUACGAGCCCUCCCCGUCCUACCGCCUCGUCACGAACCGCGGCGUGCUCCUGCUCCCGCGUGGGCUGGACACACAUGUCAUCAAGGCGCUCGAGAAGGUCGAUGCCGAGGAGCGCGGCGAGUAG